Messenger RNA from Mus pahari (shrew mouse), 2503 nucleotides. RefSeq names its product siah E3 ubiquitin protein ligase 2 (gene Siah2). The record is from RefSeq and is a predicted model, not a curated record. Gene Ontology annotation, molecular function: zinc ion binding; ubiquitin protein ligase activity; ubiquitin conjugating enzyme binding. Gene Ontology annotation, cellular component: cytoplasm. Gene Ontology annotation, biological process: multicellular organism development; proteasome-mediated ubiquitin-dependent protein catabolic process. Lineage: Eukaryota; Metazoa; Chordata; Mammalia; Rodentia; Muridae. Bases 595 to 1578 code for a protein of 327 amino acids. The transcript has 2 exons.
AGUUGCCCUUCUAGCUGGAGUCCGGUGCGCGUCCGCGUAGGUCCCCUGGGAAGGGUCGGAAGACUCGGGCUACGUCCUCUCCCUGGGCUGCGGGCUUCCGCAGCCGCAGAGAAGCGACCCCACGCGGCGGCGACCGACCCAUUCAAGGGCUCCCAACGGGGAAACCGCUCGGGCGCUGCCAGCUGGGCCGGGCGGAGCUGCGCGGGCCGCAGGGUGGCUCUGCCAGUCCCUGAGUGCCGGGUCGGCCGCACACGUGUCUUAGCGUCACGUCCGCGCGCGCCCCCGGGGCUUGCGUCAGCUACCGCUCCUGAAGCGGGUGGGCCAGGGCUCUGCGCACCAGAACGCCGCCGGAGGAGGGCACCGCACGGCCGCGAGCCCCGAGAGCGACGACCACUCCGGGCGCCGCCGAGAGGAUCGGCGCGGUCCGGUCCCCGCCCUCCCGGUGCCGGUCGGGUCCGCGCUGGGUCCCCCCCCCCCGGGCUGGGCGCCGUGGCGUUGCCCCGGAGCCCGCCACCCGCGGGGCGCGCACCGCCUUAACCCGGGCGGCCCCGCGGCAGGCAGACGCCCGCAGGUCCAUGGUGGGCUCGGAGCGCGAUGAGCCGCCCGUCCUCCACCGGCCCCAGCGCUAACAAACCCUGCAGCAAGCAGCCGCCGCCGCCGCCGCCUCAGAUCCCGCACGCUCCGUCCCCGGCUGCGCCCCCGGCCGCCGCCACCAUCUCGGCUGCGGGCCCCGGCUCGUCCGCGGUGCCCGCCGCGGCAGCGGUGAUCUCAGGCCCCGGAGCCGGCGGCGGGGCCGGCCCGGUGUCCCCACAGCACCACGAGCUGACCUCGCUCUUCGAGUGUCCGGUGUGCUUUGACUAUGUCCUGCCCCCCAUUCUGCAGUGCCAGGCCGGGCACCUGGUGUGUAAUCAAUGCCGCCAGAAGUUAAGCUGCUGCCCGACGUGCAGGGGCGCCCUAACGCCCAGCAUCAGGAACCUGGCUAUGGAGAAGGUCGCCUCGGCAGUUCUGUUUCCCUGUAAGUAUGCUACCACGGGCUGUUCCCUGACUCUACACCAUACAGAGAAACCAGAGCAUGAAGACAUCUGUGAAUACCGUCCUUAUUCCUGUCCUUGUCCUGGUGCCUCCUGCAAGUGGCAGGGAUCCCUGGAAGCCGUGAUGUCCCAUCUCAUGCAUGCCCACAAGAGUAUCACUACCCUUCAGGGAGAGGACAUAGUCUUUCUAGCUACAGACAUUAACCUGCCGGGGGCUGUGGACUGGGUGAUGAUGCAGUCCUGUUUUGGCCACCACUUCAUGCUGGUACUUGAAAAGCAAGAGAAGUACGAAGGUCACCAGCAGUUCUUUGCCAUCGUCCUCCUCAUUGGCACCCGAAAGCAAGCUGAGAACUUUGCCUACAGACUGGAGUUGAACGGGAACCGGAGGAGACUGACCUGGGAGGCCACACCUCGGUCCAUUCAUGAUGGCGUGGCUGCAGCCAUCAUGAACAGUGACUGCCUUGUUUUUGACACAGCCAUAGCACAUCUCUUUGCAGAUAAUGGGAACCUUGGAAUCAAUGUCACUAUAUCCACAUGCUGUCAGUGAGACUCCAGGAGGCUUCCCUAACCCUGGGGAGUUAUUUGGGCAUAGCGCUCUAUGUUUAAUAAAGGUUUUUUAAUAGAUGUUUUAUUCAGUACGUCUUCUCAAGGCGGGACCCACAACUGUUCUAUGUUUUAUUUAAACGACAGCUUCCUAUCUGGCACUGAUGAAUCGAAGUUCACUGAACUGUGAUAAUCGGAGUUGGCCUGUUAGUAAUUCGGAGGUUGUUCGGUGAUCUCAAAUCAACUCUAUUCUAUUUCCUUCCUGAUCAGCUCUUGACAGAUUGCUCAGGGCUGCCUCCCCCUGCCUCCUCCUGAGCUAACAAAAGCACAGUGACUUUCCUGAGAUGCCCUUUAUUUCUAGGAGGUAGCAGUUGCUUUAAUACCUUUCAGGUUGGGUAUUUACACAGAAUCACCUGCAGUACUCAUCUCCAACACAGAGCUAGAGAAUCAACAGAGUUUGAACAACCUCAUCUUCUCAGAGUUUGGGGAUUGCUGGCUUGAAUUGUGGGGAAGGGUCCAGGAUCUAAAGGUGCUUUAAGGCCAUCCUCUGCUGACACUGUUGGUCUCUACUGUCCUUCCUCAGCCUCUGCACACACCACAUGAAGACCAUGGAGACGCAACCCCUGGGGUUUGCCUGCUCUCAGGCUCCCAGUGAGUUGAGACUUCUCACAGUUAGUUGUUGCUCACCAUAGUACGGAUGACCUGUUUACAUACGGCUUCCCUUGGAAGCCCUCCUUGACUGUAACUGAUGUGAGAGACUAGAUCAGUGCUUGGGAGAACUUGAUAACCAGUGUCACGUGCUUGCCAUUUUAAAGGCAUGUGCUAGUUGUGUGGGUUUAGUUUUUGUUGUUUGUUUUUAUCUUUACAGGCACACAUACACAUACACACACACUUUAAUUUUUUAAUAAAAUUUUUUCAAACAAUGAAUG